UUGUGUAAAUGUUUUGCUUGUUGCAGUUGCUGGCUUGCUGCACUUUUAAAUUACUUUUAUCUAAUUUUCUUAUAAUAAAAUCUAAUUAGUCUUAUCAGCAUACAUAAAUAAACGAUUGUUUUAUUCAAAAAGUGAUAAAAUAAAGAUGUGCUACGUGAUUAUUACCGGGCGCAGCUUAGCGUGGCUACUGCUGAGUGUAGUUGCAUUUAUGUUAAUACUGUCCGGUAUUAUGACCCCUAAAUGGUUAAUGGGCCAGCCUGUGAUCACUAACGAUCAUAAUGUGACUUCCUUCUAUGUCCCUAGCGUCGGGAUAUACAAUAGAUGCCUACGAAUGAGGAAUGACAUGAAUAAUUGUGCAUCUUUCUCGUUCUACGGCCUGGCGACUUCGGAUACAGUCUACCCGAGACCAUGGAAAGCGUCCAUGUUCUUUUUAUCAUUGUGUGCAGCGGUGCAGUUUGCGACGGUGUUAACUGGACUGAUGGCGUGUUGCGUACAAGCUGUGUUCAAGAAGAGUGUCGUGUCGUUGUCCGGUGCCACUCAAGCUCUUGGAGGUCUUUUCGGAGUGCUGGGUCUGCUCCUAUACCCUUGGGGAUGGGGCGCUGACCGAGUGAAACGUCUCUGUGGGGAGUAUUCAGAACCUUACAUACCUGGCGAGUGCUCUAUUGGCUGGGCGUUAUACGUGACCGCUACGGGUGUGGCCCUAGUGUUUCUAUCCAGCGCACUAUCCAAGACAGCAGCGAAAGCAGCCAACUCGGACAAGGUACAGUUCCAAAUGGACGAAGGGAAGCAGCUGAUCUGUUUGGCUUGAAAACCAUUUGGUAUACGGUAAACUGCCAGUCAUUGGACACUAGGGUGGUCCUUAUUUUUCGACUUUUGAAUUCUCCCCGGGGCACUUUCUC
This is a messenger RNA of Ostrinia furnacalis (Asian corn borer), 899 nucleotides long. Its product is annotated as LHFPL tetraspan subfamily member 2 protein. Lineage: Eukaryota; Metazoa; Arthropoda; Insecta; Lepidoptera; Crambidae. Bases 146 to 808 code for a protein of 220 amino acids. The record is from RefSeq and is a predicted model, not a curated record. Gene Ontology annotation, cellular component: membrane. The transcript has 5 exons.